Molecule: messenger RNA, 1590 nt
Organism: Heterobilharzia americana
Lineage: Eukaryota; Metazoa; Platyhelminthes; Trematoda; Strigeidida; Schistosomatidae
Source: the annotation of a GenBank genome assembly
AUGCCUGUGACCAAAGUAUAUCAGUUGCAUCAUCGAACAUUUCAAUUGUGCAAACUCUACCUUAACGGUCUUCAUCGAGCAUUCUAUUGCAACUCAAAUUGCAAGAUUUCGGUAUUAUUUGAUAAUCCAAGUACUCUAACUUCACGAUCCUACAUUUUUUCAACCUUAUCGUCACUUGGUGAUUGCACUGUUUCAAUUGACGACUUUAGAAGUUUGAAGAACAAUCUAAAUUCUACACAAACCUCAAUUUGGCCUUAUCUUUUGCAGUAUGCUGCGUCAAAUGAUUGUCCUGAACUAAGAAAGUCUUUGACAGACUACAUUUUGAACGAUAAACACGAACACACUAAUACUACGUUAGUCAACACAUUACGUCUUCUAGCUAUUCAAAGACGUUAUACAGAUUUCAAAAAUUUAUACACGGAACUGUUAGUCCGAUUGGAUCCUUUGGAGAAAAAAGUUUUCCUUCGUGAAUUUAUCAGGCUGGUAUCAAGAACACCAUUUUGGAGGGAAUCACUAGACUUAUUAUUAUCUCCGGAGUUGGAAGAAUGUGACACUUCAUCUUUUUAUCACAAUAUGUGUUCGUCUGCUUUAAGGUUUGAUGACUUCUCUGAUGUAUUUGAGUGUAUGCAUCGACUAAAACAUUCUCCGAAGGAUUUUGUUUUCUUGGAUUUUUUUAAUAAAUUGAAUGGAUUAGAAGAGAAGGAAGCUGUUAAUUUAAUUGACCAGUUAUUUCAGCUUAUAAGUGCUCAUGGAUGGAUAAUGACUUCCCCGGUCGUUAAACAUAUUCAACUCUGGUUUUCCAAUUCAGCAAGUAAGAAUUGGGUAGGAGAUCUAUCUGCCCAUAUUAGUGACAGAGGUUAUUCAUGUUCGGUAUGCAACGGUAGUUUACCGCUACCAGAUAUGUCACAGUUCCAGUUUUCGGAAAUGGCUGAUAAAUUUUACGAGACUGUUCUGAAGGGGACAGAUGUUGAUGAUUUGUUUAUCUCAGGGUUGUCAGAUGAAGUUGUUACAGUGAAACGGUUUCUUGACUCUCAAACAGAACCUUUAGAUUGUAUUAUUGACUUUCUGAAUCUUAUAAAUCUUCGGAGAAAUUUUUCUGUUUCAGGAUUUUUCGUUGCCGAGGUCCUUAGAAAACUCAACAGAGACUUCAAUCUGCGACGUUUUUGUUUUGUCAGCAAAGGAAAUACAAUUUUACACAACCGGCGAUUUUGGGAGGUGAUCAAAACAUUAGGAGAUCAGUUAGGAAUAUCUGUUCAUAAAUUUUGUACAAAUGUCACGUCUGAGGACGAUGCAUUCCUCCUUUAUAUGGCUUUAAAAUCUGGUCCACAAUGUUAUAUCUUGUCUCAGGAUCAAUUUACUAACUAUCGUUUUUCAUCAGGUCCGGAAUUAGGAGAAAAAAUCUCUAGAUGGCAGUCGCUUAGACAAAUUGUACUUCUGAACAGCGGUCCAAUUUAUCAGAAACCUUCAAAGUGCGACCUGCGUGUACAUGGUAACGUAGAUAAUGGUUGGCAUAUUCCAUAUUACAGUGGAGAGUUGAAGAUUUUUCACGCUGCAGUUAACUCAUGGCUUUGUUUACGUCGUCUCAAGUAA